AUGGAUGACAUACUCCGCAACAUUUACUCCGAUUCGGAUGCAUUCGCUCAGGAUAACAACGCCGGUGACGGUGCCGGAGGAGGUGAAGGAUCGGCAGCCGACGGUGGUGGCGAGGAGAUGGGGAUUGCGAACGGGAGCAAGACGGUGGACGAGAUGUGGAGUGAAAUUGUGAGCGGCAGCGCGGAGCCGAGGAUGACUCUGGAGGAUUUCCUCGCUAAGGCGGGUGCGGGGGACGAGGAGGAUGCUAGGGUUCCGGAGGCGGCGGUGACGGUGGGGCCGGCGGUGCCGGGCGUCUUCGGGAUGGACGCGAUCGUGAUGAAUCCCGCGUCGGCGGCCGUUCAAUUUGCGCCUCCGCCGGCGGUGUGCGUUCAGAACGGGUUCGGCGUGGAGUUUGGGAGCGGGAGGGGUAGGAGGAGGGUGGCGGUGGAGGAGGCGCCGCUCGACAAGGCCACGCAGCAAAAGCAGAGGCGAAUGAUUAAGAACAGGGAAUCUGCCGCUAGAUCCAGGGAGCGAAAGCAGGCCUACACCGUUGAGUUGGAGUCUUUGGUGACGCACCUCGAAGAAGAAAAUGCUAGGCUUUUAAAAGAAGAGCUGAUGGAGAACCUAAUUCCGCUCGUGGAAAAGAGAAGGCCUUCGAAGGUUUUGAGGAGAGUGCAUUCCAUGGAGUGGUAG
Messenger RNA from Striga hermonthica, 672 nucleotides. Lineage: Eukaryota; Viridiplantae; Streptophyta; Magnoliopsida; Lamiales; Orobanchaceae. The record is from the annotation of a GenBank genome assembly.